UGGCUGACUGGCUCAGAUUCUUUCUCCAGGUAACGACUGGUGUGCUGCAGGCUGAAGCUUGUAGCUGUGAAACACACCCUCGCUGUGCGUUCUACCCACAUUCUUCUCAUAAACCAGGUGCAGAGACGUGGUGCCAGCAGCUCAGGUAAGAACGGCUUCCAAACUUGCUUCGUAAUGAGGAAUUAAAACUGCGUAUUGUGCAGAGAAUUAUAAAGCUUAUUUAACAGAAAACUCUGGUUUAAAACAUUUAUAAAGUUAAAAAAUUAACUUUGAGAAACAGUUAUGAAGCAGGUCUUUGCAAAAUCGGCAGCUUUAACAAAUAGGUUUCUAAGACUUUCCAGGAAGCUGUGGGACUGAUUCAAGGCCAGAUUGUUACCAAAAGACUGGAAAUGCUUUGGAAGAAAAUUAGUUUGACAUGCUUUUUUUCUUCAGAAAUGGCAGACAGAGAGUCAUCAGCUGGAAGAGUUCAGCCAGGAGCUGCUCUGUCAGUGCAGCCUGAGCUUCCAGCGCCCUCUGCUGGUAUCACUGCUUUACUGCAUGAAGGGCUCAGCUUCAUUCCUCUGGACUCCAGCAGCGACAGGGCUGUUCAGCCAUUCCCUCCUUCACCAAAACUACAGAGAAGGCUGGCCAGAGAUGUGCAGCCUUCAAAGGAGCAGCUGUCCAGACGGAUGGAGGAGCUGGAGGCUGAGCGAUCCAGGACAGAGGGCCACAUCCAGUCUCUGAAGAAACGCAAAGCUGAUCUGACUAGGACCACUGAGGUAAUGAAGCAGAAGGUUCAGGAACACUUUGAGAACAUGCAGGACAUCCUGAAGCAGGACGAGCAGGCUGUCCUGGACUCUCUGGAACUGGACCUGACCCAAAGACGGACCAGGCUGGACCAGCUUCUGAAGAACUGGGUACAGCAUCAGGACCAGGUCGUUAAGAGCAUCAGCAGCACUCAGAGAGCUCUGAACUGCAAUGAGGAGGAAGAAACAAAGGGUCACUUUGAGGGUCUCAGUUCAAAGAGGCCUGAUGCUUCUGAGUGGGAAAUCAGACUGAAUGAAGAAAGAUUUGAGAAACUUCUAAAGACACUUUCAUCCAUCUCCAAAAACCUGAAGGUCCAGCUGCAAAGGAAGACUUUACUGUUGGACUCCUCCCCCACUGUGAUUGACAGGCAAACUUGCCAUUCACAGAUCAUGGUGACCUCCAAGGGGCAGGGCUUGUUGUUCAGUGGCUCUGCUCGUCCUGGUCCUGAACAUCCUCUCCAGUUUGACAAGGUGUGCUGUGCACUGGGAUCGUCUCCAAUUACUGCAGGUCAGAGGUACUGGGAAGUCGACGUCCGCUGCUGCUCCACCUGGGCAGUGGGCGUGGCCUACGGCAGCCUGGAGAGGAAGGGCCGGGACAAGGGCGCCAAGCUGGGUCGGAACAGGAACUCGUGGUGCGUGGAACUCAAAAACAAGAAUCUGUCUACUUGGCAUAAUGACCGACAGGUGGCGUGUCGGGGAGUUGGGCAGGGUCUGGUGGGGAAGGUGGGGGUGUGGGUGAAUUACGAUAAGGGUCAGCUGACGUUCUAUGAUGCAGACACCAUGGAUGUCCUACAGAGGUUCUCAGCAGCAGUGGCGCCGGUGUUCGACAGGGUUCAUCACCAGUUCACCGAACCUUUAUACCCCGCCAUACGCUUCCUGAGACCAACGGAGAACCAGACCUGGCCAGAGCACCUUAAGUUCACCUACCAGUUCACCUCCGCAUGAUGAUGCAGAUGUACCCCAGACUUCCAGAUCUGCCCCCUCCAGCUUUGUCUGGAGCUUCGAACCUCCGUCUGGAGAACCUUACAACUACUUGGUUUAAAUUGUCCUCUCAUCUCUGGAUAGAUGAUGAACCAAGACACCAGAGAAAUCAACAGUAUGAAACAUACGCCCCCAAAGCAACCCUGAUCUGGUUGUACAAAAUGCUUACAGAUGCAGUCUCUGUUCAGCAGCAGCUUUUCCAACAUCAGUGAGAAGAUCCUGGGGGGGAUUUAGGGUUUAGUGAUUUGUCCAAGGACACAAGGAUGCACUCAGGAUUUAGUUCAAGAAGAACACAACCAGCUGAGCCCCGGCAUUCUCAUCUACACCUUCCAGUCCUAUGCUGAUCCAUAUUUACAGCUCUGCAGUGUCUACAGCUAAACCUGCAGGUCCUUCUUUAAAUGCAUCGCUCCAUGUCUGAAAGCUCUGACAUCUGAAAGAUCCCAACAUUCACGAUCCAGGCUGAAAAGCAGCUCAGCCCUUCAACCUGCAUCUCAAACACCAAGUCCUGGAGCAGAUGAUCCACCCUGGACUGAACAGGCAUUCAGUCUGAGAGAAGACAGGAAGCUUUAUAAAACUCAUUAAGAUGCUUGGAGGAAACCACCUGACAUGUGCUUGCAGCUACUGAGCAGGGAAACGUAUCUGAAACUCGGGUGAAGUUUUAUAGCCUGCAUGAUAUCCAGACAGCAGGAAAAAUGGUACAAGGGAGAAAACUUGCC
Molecule: messenger RNA, 2482 nt
Organism: Melanotaenia boesemani (Boeseman's rainbowfish)
Lineage: Eukaryota; Metazoa; Chordata; Actinopteri; Atheriniformes; Melanotaeniidae
Product: nuclear factor 7, ovary
Exons: 6
Coding region: 390-1730 (446 amino acids)
Molecular function (GO): protein binding
Source: RefSeq, a predicted model, not a curated record